Messenger RNA from Crotalus tigris (Tiger rattlesnake), 2926 nucleotides. RefSeq names its product calcium voltage-gated channel auxiliary subunit gamma 5 (gene CACNG5). The record is from RefSeq and is a predicted model, not a curated record. The coding region runs from base 136 to 975 and encodes 279 amino acids. Gene Ontology annotation, biological process: postsynaptic neurotransmitter receptor diffusion trapping; regulation of AMPA receptor activity; neurotransmitter receptor internalization. Gene Ontology annotation, cellular component: postsynaptic density membrane; AMPA glutamate receptor complex. Gene Ontology annotation, molecular function: voltage-gated calcium channel activity; channel regulator activity. The transcript has 6 exons. NCBI's taxonomy places the organism in Eukaryota, Metazoa, Chordata, Lepidosauria, Squamata, Viperidae.
UCCCGCUUUUCCAGCGGUGCGGAAAGACCGGCUUCUUUGCCUCGCUUUUGGUGGCCGCCGCUUCUCUCACUCCACUUUGGUCGGACGGAGCACCUGCUCAACCGAAGGAAUUCUCUGGUGCCCCAUCGUACCCCGAUGCUUUGGGGAAUGAGCACCUGCGGCAGGAAAGCGCUGACUCUGCUCAGCAGUGUCUUUGCUGUGAGUGGAUUGGGGUUUCUGGGGAUUGCGGUGAGCACUGACUACUGGUUGUAUCUGGAGGAAGGGAUCAUUCUGCCCCAAAACCAAAGUACCGAAAUCAAGAUGUCUCUGCAUUCCGGCCUCUGGAGGGUUUGCUUUUUGGCAGGUGAAGAACAUGGGAGGUGUUUCACAAUAGAGUAUGUCAUGCCCAUGAAUGUCCAGCUGACCUCUGAAUCAACUAUCAAUGUUUUAAAAAUGAUACGUUCUGCUACCCCGUUCCCACUCGUGAGUCUCUUUUUCAUGUUUAUUGGAUUCAUCUUGAGCAACAUUGGGCAUAUCCGGCCACAUAGAACCAUCUUGGCCUUCGUGUCUGGAAUCUUCUUUAUUUUGUCUGGUUUAUCUCUGGUGGUGGGGCUAGUAUUGUACAUCUCCACCAUCAAUGAUGAAAUGCUCAAUAGAACCAAGGACUCGGAGACGUACUUCACUUACAAAUAUGGCUGGUCAUUUGGUUUUUCUGCCAUUUCUUUCCUCCUAACUGAGAGUGCAGGUGUCAUGUCUGUUUACCUGUUCAUGAAAAGAUACACUGCUGAAGAGAUGUACCGGCCACACUCUGGCUUCUACCGACCCCGUCUUAGCAACUGCUCCGAUUACUCAGGCCAGUUCCUUCACCCCGAGACAUGGGUUCGGGGACGCAGCCCUUCUGAUAUCUCCAGUGAUACUUCCCUCCAAAUGAACAGCAAUUACCCGGCUCUGCUUAAAUGUCCUGAUUAUGACCAGCUGUCGUCCUCCCCAUGCUGAAGGACAACACCCCUCUUGCUUUUUAGGGAACAAAAUGACCAUAGAGGCCAUGGGUCCUGAAUCUGCACUUUCCUUUUUCCAAUGACUGAUAUUCUUCUUACUUAGAAAUGGAAGUUUUCCUGCCCAUCCCAGCAAUGCGCGUAGGAGUAGUCAAUAAACUCCAGAGGGGGCUUUGAUCCUGCAACUGAUCCUUAUGCCAGAUCCUUAGAGCCAGAGAUAUACACCAUAGCUUGGGCAAAGAAACCCGACCCACUGUGAAAAUCUGGAUAUUGGAAAAUGGCCAAGGGGAGCUUCUUGAUUAGCAGGCUUUUAACAGAAAUGUAUUAUCACCCUAAGAAACAGAUGACAAUGCCUGAUGAAUUCAGAAAUUCACAUCAUUACUUAACUUUUAUAUAUAAUUAGUAUCUCGUUACAGGUAAUUCAUAGUCUAAGCUAAAUGUGUAUAUAGUUAAAAACAUUUCCUCUUUGCAUAUCAUUAUCCUAGAAGAUUGAAGUGUUCACUGGGAAACACAAUUAACUCUCAUCAAGAAUCACAUUCUAAUUUGGCAGCUUCUCAACUAGAUCAAAUCUUUUGUUUCUAGAAGAGCAACAUCUCAACAAUAAAGUGCCUGAUGCUAUGUCAGUAUAAACAAACUUCUCAUUUUCAAAUCACCAUAGGCUUUAUACACUAAUAAUACGCUUAUGGCAGAUCAACAAAAUUUUCUUAUUCUGCUGUAAAAACUGACGGAACAAGAGAUUUGAUGCCCAAAGUGCAAUUUAGUAGUGUGGCUUUUGUCAGUUGUGCUAUUUCCUUUACUUUUAGUCUCCCUACAAAGGAAUCCAGAGGACUGCUGUGCCAGCAUUCAGAUUAGAUCCUAUGUGAAGAAAAUUUGCAGAAAGGGGAGCAGGACUAUGACUGCAUAUUCACUAUGGAUCUAGUUAUAUGCAGUGUGUUUGUUAUACACUGUGCAUAUACUAUGUGUCCACAGUACAUUAUAUAUGCACUGGGUAAUAUAGUUGUACCAGCUUUUGUAACAAUUCUACACUGCUCAGAGGAUUAUUUCAGACAUCCAGAUUCCAAUCUUCUGAUUUUUCACUGCUCUGAAAAAUCUGAUGUUCAACAUUCUAGAUAAAUUCUAAAUUUUGAUUCAUAUUAUCUUAACCUGUAAUCAAAAGCAGAUGGAAUAUCCAGACUUUGCUUUUCCCAAAAAUACUUACAGUGAUGGCUACUUAUUUCCUUUGUACACUAUUAAAAAGUUGAAAAAUAAUUAGAUCUGGAAGCAAGGUUACUUGUAUUCCUCAACUAUCACAGGGCCACGUGGUAGAUGUACAUACAUGCGUUCUCAUUUACUUACUGUGUUUAUCGAUGGUUUUUGUUCACUGAAUAUGUAUGCAAUAAUGAGCCAUAUCUUUCAGCUGUACCUAAAUAUUGAAGAUUUUAGUUCUCCAAGUCAAGCAAGGGAAGAAAAAAAUGGGACUUAUGCUAUCUUGAUAAAUGUUGAAGCCUGCAGAGUCACCUAUGUAUGAGUGGCUACAUAAAUUUGUUUAAUAAAUAAUAAAUAAAGCUACAGUACUAUGUGCACUCUAAAAUCUGAAUAUGUGCUAAUCACGAGCACUAAGGAAAGUAGCUUACUACACUUCUAGUACAACCUUUGAUUAAGUUAAUCUCUCUCUUCUCUCUCCAUGUAAUGGCAAUAUAUCUGUAUUCAUCUGACAGCUUAUUUUGUAGGACAUCCACUUGCGGUUCCUGAUAACGCAAAGCGAUUCCUGAUAAGGCAAAGUGACACAAAUGUGUCUGCUGCUGUUUUCUUUUCAUCCAGGAGAAGCAAAGAGAAUCAUUCCAGUCUGCGCAGAAGAAACCCAGCUUUGUUUGUUAGCAAGUGGCUUUUAUGCCACUUCAGUCAAAGUGAAUCAGUGUGCUCUAAAAAGUGCUGUACCCAUGAUAAUAAUUCCACAACUGGUUUUGUUUUAA